Messenger RNA from Girardinichthys multiradiatus, 1726 nucleotides. RefSeq names its product glycogen synthase kinase 3 alpha a (gene gsk3aa). The coding region runs from base 163 to 1479 and encodes 438 amino acids. The transcript has 11 exons. Gene Ontology annotation, biological process: protein phosphorylation; regulation of neuron projection development; negative regulation of TOR signaling. The record is from RefSeq and is a predicted model, not a curated record. NCBI's taxonomy places the organism in Eukaryota, Metazoa, Chordata, Actinopteri, Cyprinodontiformes, Goodeidae. Gene Ontology annotation, cellular component: cytoplasm; axon; nucleus. Gene Ontology annotation, molecular function: protein serine/threonine kinase activity; ATP binding.
GGAGCUCUGUUUCUAGGUGUCUAGCAACAGUUUUCAGCCCAGACAGCUGGUGGCGGCAACUGGAGCGCUAUUUUUUAACGUUAUUCGCUGCCGGUUGUUUAUAAUUAUUAGUCAGUAAGCUGAAAACAGUGGGGAAAAUAACUCUGACCUCUGCUCAGAGAUAUGAGCGGCAGCGGGCGGCCCAGGACCAGCUCGUUUGCUGAGCCGCCAGGUGUUCCAGGAGCCCUCGCAGCCUCCGCCGGAUCAGCCGCUGCCGUGGGGAGCAGCACAGGAAAGUCCGGGGUCUCGCAGGCCUCCGGCAGCAGCUCGUCGGGAUGUUCGAACCUUAAGCUUUCCAGAGACAUUGGGAAGGUGACUACAGUUGUAGCCACACCGGGCCAAGGUCCAGACCGCCCACAGGAAGUCUCCUACACUGACAUCAAGGUUAUUGGAAAUGGAUCGUUCGGAGUUGUGUACCAGGCUCGGCUCAUCGACAGUCAGGAGAUGGUGGCCAUUAAGAAAGUUCUACAGGAUAAGAGGUUUAAGAAUCGGGAGCUGCAGAUCAUGAGAAAGCUGGACCACUGCAACAUUGUCCGCCUACGUUAUUUCUUCUACUCGAGCGGCGAGAAGAAAGAUGAAGUGUACCUCAACCUGGUGCUGGAUUUCGUCCCUGAGACGGUAUAUCGGGUCGCCAGGCAUUUUAACAAAGCCAAGAGCAUCAUUCCUAUCAUUUAUGUGAAGGUGUACAUGUACCAGUUGUUUCGCAGCCUGGCUUACAUCCAUUCUCAGGGUGUUUGUCAUAGAGACAUCAAGCCCCAAAACCUGCUGGUUGACCCAGAAACUGCCAUCCUGAAGCUGUGCGACUUCGGCAGCGCCAAGCAGCUGGUUCGUGGAGAACCCAACGUGUCGUAUAUCUGCUCUCGGUAUUAUCGUGCCCCGGAGCUCAUUUUUGGCGCCACAGACUAUACAGCAAGCAUCGACAUCUGGUCAGCCGGCUGCGUGCUGGCAGAACUCCUGCUUGGACAGCCAAUAUUCCCCGGAGACAGCGGGGUGGACCAGCUAGUGGAGAUCAUCAAGGUGUUGGGAACACCAACGAGGGAACAGAUACGAGAGAUGAAUCCAAACUACACAGAGUUCAAGUUCCCACAAAUCAAAGCUCAUCCAUGGACCAAGGUGUUUAAACCGCGCACUCCCCCAGAAGCCAUCGCCCUCUGCUCUCGGCUGCUGGAGUACACGCCGGCGUCACGCCUCUCCCCGUUAGAGGCCUGCGCACACGCCUUCUUCGACGAGCUGCGCCAGCCGAACACGCGGCUGCCCAGCGGACGAGAACUUCCAAUGCUGUUUAACUUCAGCACCACAGAGCUCUCCAUCCAGCCUCAGCUGAACUCGAUCCUCAUCCCUCCUCAUGCUCGUUCACAUACAGCUGCUUCCGUCCACGAUGGUCUCGGAUCAGAUUCAUCUCACCACAGCUCGGUGCCCGGAUCCCUCAACAGCAUCUGAAGAACGUCUCACCGUCUACCUGCAGGCCUCUUUUUCUCAGACACACACACUCUGCUGCGUUCUGUCCACUCAAUGAUCUGUCUCUGUACAGUAUAUCUAUUAAAUGACUGUUAGCUCUUUAGCUGCUGGGAUGGAAACGGCAGGAGGUCGUUAUACAGACACACACACACACACACCUGGUGUGGUGGAGUAAGGAGGUUCGAUAGUGGGGGCUGGUCCUCUCAAAUAUAACUUUUUUAAAUCAGCA